Molecule: messenger RNA, 1525 nt
Organism: Dufourea novaeangliae
Lineage: Eukaryota; Metazoa; Arthropoda; Insecta; Hymenoptera; Halictidae
Gene: nudC
Product: nuclear migration protein nudC
Exons: 7
Coding region: 91-1086 (331 amino acids)
Biological process (GO): protein folding
Cellular component (GO): cytoplasm
Source: RefSeq, a predicted model, not a curated record
AGGUACGCUGUUUUUUAACGUCAGUGAGAAACGUUUAUCGUGUGUAAUUCAGUGAUUUGAGGUUCGUUUUUGUGUGAAACUCGACGAACAAUGUGGAAUGAUAAGGAAAGGUUCGACGGGAUGUUGUUGGCUUUGGCCCAGCAGCACGAAGGUGGUGUACAAGAUCUGUUAGACACGAUCUUCAAUUUCCUCGCGAGAAAAACGGAUUUUUAUACGGGUGGCGGCGUAAAUGGUGCGGAAAAGCUUCUCCUUAAUACAUUCGAAAAACAUGUACCCACUGCUCGUACAAAAGCUGUCAUUGAAAGAACAACAUCCGGACACAAAGAAGCGUUGGAAAAGAAGAAGCGAAAAGAGAAGGAUGAGGAGGAAAAAAUUAAUUUUGAAUCUAAGAUUGUCGAACUGACAGAUGAACAGGCUGCUAAGUUACAAGAAGAAAUAAAUAAGAAAACAGAGGAAGAAGCACCCGCAGUUCCUGGGCCUAGCGGUGACAAUGCUGAUGCUGAGAAGAAGAAGGAGGAGAACAUGGAGGAGGACGAAGAAGAGGAUGAGAAAGAAAAGAACAAACUUAGGCCUAAUAGUGGAAAUGGCGCGGACCUGCCGAAUUAUAGAUGGACUCAGACCCUGCAGGAACUGGAGCUCAAAGUACCACUGAAAGUGAACUUCUCGGCCAGGCCCAGAGAUGUCACGGUGUCGAUCUCGAAGAAGCAUCUCACCUGUGGCGUGAAGGGCCAGCCACCAAUCAUCGACGGUGAUUUUCCGCACGAUGUCAAACUCGAGGAGUCCACCUGGGUGAUUGAAGACGGGAAAAUGUUGCUGAUCAAUCUGGAAAAGGUAAACAAAAUGCAAUGGUGGGCUCACGUGGUAACCAGCGAUCCGGAAAUCAGCACGAAGAAAGUGAAUCCGGAGCCGAGCAAGCUAUCCGAUCUCGACGGUGAAACCAGGGGCCUGGUGGAGAAGAUGAUGUACGAUCAACGACAGAAACAGCUAGGUCUGCCGACCUCCGACGAGCAGAAAAAGCAGGACGUCAUUAAAAAGUUCAUGGAGCAGCAUCCAGAGAUGGACUUCUCCAAGUGCAAAUUCAAUUAAAUCUUGGUGUUCCGAUCGAGGGGUGUGUGUUUGGGGGGAGUCGUUAUCAUCUGGGAUGAAACGAAUCGAUCGAUCGAUACGUCAGAGGCAGCCAGAUCCAGAAAAACUCUGUCUCUCGUUAAUUAUCACCUCGUGGCGUCUUAACUUUCUCUGCAACUUAUUUUCAGGCGUGUUGUGUUGCUGUGCCAGUCGCAGCCGAAUGGGUACACCACGCUCCGCCGUCGAACCGAUUCCAUUUUCCUCGCUCGCUCGCUUAGCCGUAUUCCUUUUUCUUAUUCGCCAGCAGUUGACGUCUUUAGUUUCACCGUCGGUUCACGGAACGGGGAGCAGAGUCGCGUAGCACAAGUGUAUUUUCACGAUUUUUCCACAUUAAGUUUUCGUAUCAUGGAAUAAAAAAGUUUCGAGAAAACAAUUUACGAGGGGCGUUCAUGUAUGUGUU